AGAAGAACACCGCGCUUAAAAAUUACUCACAAUCGUAUGGAAUUUUCCCAUCACAGCAUUGUUAAAAUUUUUUGUUUGGUAAACAGUUUGUGCGUAUUUGUAAAUUUAUAGUGAAAAUCCACACAAUCAACAAGAGUGUUCCAUUAUAAGAGACGGGAAAAAUGGCAUAUGGGCGUAGCGCCAGAAUGCGCAACGCCAAUACUGGUGUGGCACACGCCACUACCUCUAAGGUAAUGCCUCAUGGCGAAUUCAUUGAUCGCAUACGCAAAUCGCUUUACUUUGGCGGCGGCGCAUUGGUGGAGGAAAUGCAAGUGUCACGUCCACUUGCUGAAUAUGCAUCGGAACUAUUUUCUGCACCGCACAAGGGACACUCAUUGAAUCGUUUAAAUACAGUAGCGGCUGGUAGUGUACAUGCCUCUCCCUGUUCACUCAUUAUGGCAUUGAUAUAUUUAGAUCGGCUGAAUGUAACAGAUCCGGGCUAUGUACGACGCAUAACUCCACAGGAACUUUUUAUUGUAUCGAUGAUGAUAUCGACGAAAUUCUAUGCUGGCUAUGAUGAGGAAAUCUAUUUGAGCGAUUGGGCUGAGGAUGGGCAUUUGACUGAGAAAAAAUUAAAGAAGUUAGAAUUGGAAUUUCUGUGUGCUAUAGAUUGGAAUAUAUACAUAUCGAAGGAAGUAUUUUUUGAGAAAUUAAGCGGCAUUGAGAAGCAACUCGCUCGACGUGAAGGUUUACGUCGUGGCUGGCUAACCUACACUGAGCUGAUACAAAUGCUACCCUCCUUUACAUUAGCCAAGUUUAUACUAAAUAAUAUUGCUGUGAUGGCAGUCAGUUAUGCCGCAAGUGUAAUAACCAUAGCUGGUGCCUUCUUUUUGGCCAGUCAAAUUCCAGGCACCGCACUACAUCGGAAAACUAUAUCUGCAGUAAUUAGUGGUCAGAUCGCAGUUCAACAAUCGACACCUAUUGUUGACUAUCGGGCUACUCUGCUGGAUGCUCAACCACGUCUACGCCGCACAAAUGGGAUCGAAAUAUCGAAAUCGGCUGCAAUUCCUACAACUACAACAAUCGGCGAAGGAACUGUACACAAUGCUACCUGCACAGCUUUAAAUGUUGAAGCAGAACUUUUGAAACUCGAAUGUCAGUAUAGAGCAGAAGAAAAACAGGAGGCAGUACGUCGCCGUCAACAUGAGAUUGAUAGUUCAACACGCUUGACAUUGCCGGAUGCAGUGCAACGUAUUGCUGGAGGAAAUAAGAAAUCAAAGAAUGCCUGGUACACUACUCGUUUUGGUAUAGACUUGGUACGAAAUUGGUUUGCGCUCAAAGUUAAGUAUACGGAUGGCAGGCUUGACGAUUGGUUACAAUCAUUGGAUGAUUUGCAGUCCCCUCGAAAGCAAGAAAAGAAAAAGCAGCAUGAGAUUAUGAUGGAUUGGAAUGCUUGGAGCUUAGGCAACUACACAACUUCAAUAUUCUGGCAGCUGCUCAGUGAUAACGCUCAACAAUCGCUUGUGCGUUUGCCAUCAAUGUGGAUUAAAUUUAUUUAGUAUAUGUUGACAUUCUUUACACAGCUGAGUUGCUACGCACAUAUGUAUGUACAACACAUUGAAUCUAUAAAUGUGUAAUUUUCGAGCAGAGUUUUUAUGGUAAUUCCACUUAAUUUUAUUAACUAUAAUGCAAAAUUACUAGGCAUUGGAAGCACUAAUUUUAAAUUAACAUUUUAUAUCAGAUUGAAUCAAUAUUUUAUAUAAAUGACAUCAUAUUAUUUACAAUUUCAGUUAAUACAAAAAACUGCGAUUUUUUUCACUACCACUUGAGUUAUCGCAAAACGCGGAUAUAAUCAAAUAUAUCUGUCUAAAACACUUUAAAUCAAUUAAUUUAUUUUUUUUCGGAUUUUCAGCUACUAUAAUAACAAAAUAAAUGUUCCUUGAUUUACUAGUUCUUACUAAAUUAUUAAUUUUUCAAUAGAAUCAUUGAAAUCCUAAUAGUCGAAUGUGUUAAAAUGAAAGUAAAAUUAUUUUUUUAUGAAGCCGAAGAGAUGGAAUAUUGCAAAAAUUAUGUCUUAACAUAAGCAAUUAAACUUAUAAUACAUACUUAUAAAGCAUACAUAAAUAGUGCACAAAUACGAAAUCUUCUUAGAUAGAAGUGUAAUAAAAUUAAUGCUUAACAAUUUAAAUUUUUUUUAGGUAAAGAAAGAAUUUGCAAGGCAAGUAACGAAUAAAAUGUUAAUAAAAAUGCAUGCGUAUAUUUUAAUAAAACAGCGUAAAAUGAAACUGCUUAAAAGAGAUUAAAAUUUCUUUAAACGGAAUGAAGGCGAAUAAACCGUUGAAUUAAUGAUUUUAA
Messenger RNA from Rhagoletis pomonella (apple maggot), 2334 nucleotides. RefSeq lists its product as uncharacterized. Gene Ontology annotation, molecular function: protein kinase binding; cyclin-dependent protein serine/threonine kinase regulator activity. Gene Ontology annotation, cellular component: cyclin-dependent protein kinase holoenzyme complex; nucleus. Lineage: Eukaryota; Metazoa; Arthropoda; Insecta; Diptera; Tephritidae. Bases 162 to 1538 code for a protein of 458 amino acids. The transcript has 5 exons. The record is from RefSeq and is a predicted model, not a curated record. Gene Ontology annotation, biological process: regulation of cyclin-dependent protein serine/threonine kinase activity.